AAAUGUCAAACAAACAGAUGAUUUUGUUGACAAACUGUGUGUAAAUUUAGAGCAAAGAUCUUUGCAUUAGUGUGACGACAAAACAGUACAUUAUGACGGAUCCAGCAGAAGAAUCUGGUGCACAGUUACUAGCCAGACUAGCGUCCGUAUUGCGACCUCAACUGAACGAUUUGGACCCAUUUAUAUUCCCGAACCAUGGACUGUUCCCCAACGAAAUCGCUGAGAUAGCCGGCGAUAGUGGUUUGGGUAAAACGGCACUUCUGAUGCACAUAAUGGCAAAAGUGGUAUUGCCGGUGGAGUAUGGUGGGAGAAAUGGUCGAGUAUAUUUACUGCUGACCGAACACAAUUUCGACGUGGAAAAAUUCAUGUGGGUACUCAACAAAUAUUUAGAUGAAAGAACUGUGUCAACAGAACCGAUUGAGAGCGACGUACUACAUACAUCUCUGCAAAAUCUAACCAUACAGCGAUGCUUCGAUGAGACACAAUUCGAACUGGCAAUAUACAAUCUGCAUAGAGUGCUGCAGGAAAGCAGUCGCUAUUGUUUGCUGGCUGUCGAUAAUAUUGGUGCAUUUUAUCACACACCCAAGAACCAAGAAAAAGGUCAACCGUUGUACUUGAAAGAAGUGCUCACUAAACUGCGAUUGGUGGUCAAUCAACACCAUGUGUCCUUGGUGUACACAAAACCGGCAUAUUUUACGCUAAAGUCCGUUUGGAACAUAAUGGAGAUGGUCAAUUACUUUUUGAAACUGUCCGAAAUGGAGGAUUCUUCGAUGGUGUAUGAAGUGGGGUAUAAGGGUCAAGAUACAAUUCGGAAAUGUUUGCGGAAAUAUGAGUUUGAUAUGAAUGGGUGUAUUGAAUGGAAGUAGAUGAACUGGUCUGAAUAAACAAUAUUGAAUCUCAA
Messenger RNA from Bradysia coprophila, 901 nucleotides. RefSeq names its product X-ray repair cross complementing 2 (gene Xrcc2). Gene Ontology annotation, biological process: DNA strand invasion; double-strand break repair via homologous recombination. Gene Ontology annotation, molecular function: four-way junction DNA binding. The record is from RefSeq and is a predicted model, not a curated record. Lineage: Eukaryota; Metazoa; Arthropoda; Insecta; Diptera; Sciaridae. Gene Ontology annotation, cellular component: centrosome; replication fork; Rad51B-Rad51C-Rad51D-XRCC2 complex.